Rhea pennata is the source of this 3528-nucleotide messenger RNA. It is a transcript of the gene DNAJC18, whose product is annotated as DnaJ heat shock protein family (Hsp40) member C18. Lineage: Eukaryota; Metazoa; Chordata; Aves; Rheiformes; Rheidae. Bases 81 to 971 code for a protein of 296 amino acids. Gene Ontology annotation, cellular component: endoplasmic reticulum membrane. The transcript has 7 exons. Gene Ontology annotation, molecular function: Hsp70 protein binding. Gene Ontology annotation, biological process: cellular response to misfolded protein. The record is from RefSeq and is a predicted model, not a curated record.
GCGGCGGGGCCCGGGCGGCGGGCGGUGAGCGGCGCGCAGGGUGGCCGGGCUGCCCCGCGGGGCCCGGCGCCGCCGCCGCCAUGACCUACACGGCGGAGCAGCUGGACGGCGUGCGGCGAAUAAAGCGGUGCAGGAAUUACUACGAGAUCCUGGGGGUUGAGAGGGACGCCAGCGAGGAGGACCUGAAGAAGGCCUACCGCAAGCUGGCCCUGAAGUUCCACCCGGACAAGAACCGUGCUCCUGGCGCCACGGAGGCCUUUAAAGCAAUAGGCAAUGCUUUUGCAGUUCUGAGCAACCCUGAAAAACGACUGCGAUAUGAUGAAUUUGGAAGUGACCAAGAGAAUGUCAGCACUGGCCAGGCCAGGCACUAUAAUUAUUACACAGAAUUUGAAGCAGACAUCACACCGGAAGAAAUAUUCAAUGUUUUUUUUGGUGGGCACUUUCCUACAGGAAAUAUCCAUAUGUUCUCAAAUGUAGCUAGAGAUGCUCACUAUUAUCCACGGCGGCACCGAAACGAGAGAGCAUGGACACAGGAGCAAGAGGAGGAAGAAAACAGGCCACAGAACUCGUAUUCUGCAUUUAUUCAGUUGAUGCCAGUUUUCAUAAUAAUAAUAGUAUCCGUUAUAACCCAGCUGAUGGCAACUAACCCACCCUACAGUCUAUUUUACAAAUCGUCCAUAGGCCAUGUUAUUAGUAGAGAAACAGAGAACUUGCAGGUGCCUUACUAUGUUGAUAAAAACUUUGAAAAGAAUUAUCAAGGUGUGGAGCUUCAAGAGCUAGAAAAAACUGUUGAAAAAGACUACAUAGACUAUAUUCAGACCAGCUGCUGGAAGGAGAAACAACAAAAAUCUGAUUUGUCAAAUUUGGCCAAGUUAUACAGAGAUGAACGAUUAAAACAGAAAGCAGAAUCACUGAAACUUGAGCACUGUGAGAAGCUCUCCAGUCUGAUUGGAAUGCACAAAGGAGGCUGACCAGGACAUACACGUUCUGUGGUUUUAUUUAUUGCUGUUUUAACUUAUGUUUUUAUUUUUUUCUUUGUAUAAAAAGAGAAGGAGUCUGUUGUAAAGAGUCUGAAUACUUGAUUCCUUCAUAUAGUGCAGAGAUGGGCCAACACGAGCUGUAGAGCUAGUGUUUGCUUUAAUAUACUGUACAUUACAUUUGGUUCCAAGGACCAGUGGCACUUAGUGUAAAUUAAUUCCCUGGGAAAUGUUAUUCAGUUUGGAACCUGUCUUUAUGGUAGUUUGUCUGCCAUCCAAACAGUGUACGCUUCCCAGGAGAGUCGGCACAACGUCCCACGCUUUCUGUAUUUUAUAUGGACCUGCAGUUCACUUCAUGCAGUGUAGUUCUCGGCAUUAAAGUGUGCUAGCCUUUUCACAAUGAUCUCAAGCGGAUGUCCUUGCUUCUACAGUGGCUGGUAGUGAGAAUGUAGACUGGAUGAGGGCGUAUUUUCUAGUUCUAGUCUAAUAUUUAAUGUUUAAUUGAGAAGUAUCAGGUACCUGCUUCAGGUAAGCUUUUAAGCACAUUCCUAGCUCUCAUUUAUGUUGAUGGGACUUAACCGUUUGCUUCUCUGACUGAAGAUCCAUGCCUGAUCGAUUCCUCAGUGAGGAGACAGGCUGAGAUUGCAGCAGGAACAUGGAACAAGAAGAGGAGAGUCUGUGAAUGAGAUUGAUUCCAGUGUCUGCCAAACUGUAGAGAAAGGACAACCGUAUUUAUUUUCUCAUAUGUUCUCAGUGGCAUAUUUUUAAGCUGGCUGUUUAGUUUCUGAUUUUAUUUGCAAACUCUUCUCCAGCUGUUACAGAGGUUCUGCUUGCUGAUACAGUUUUGAUGUAGCAUAUUUUUACUCUGAGCAGUUAUGAAUGUUUCACUGUAGAGAUUAGUAUUGCAAAGAAAAAGAUCUAUGUAGUAGCUUCCGGUUUUCUCUGAAUCCUCCUUUACAAAACCAGAUGUUUACAGGAAGGUUGAGGAUGGGUUAUGCUCAUAAGCAGCACAAACAGAGUAUUGCUCCGAUAGAGCAUCAUUAAGCUCCCGAGCCAGUUUCUCUUGUGUUGUUGCUGGUGUGUACCCAGCAGCAGCAUCUAGUUUACCUGAAUCAGAUUAAAACUAACCCACCUGAACAAUCCCGCUUGUGGAGAUUCUUAAAUCAUGCUUCUGCCAGUGAGAUGAGAGGAGAAUGGGCAUGGCCAUGAUCCUGUGCAACAAUGGAAUUUUUGAUGCUUUUUACUUGGGCAUAACUUAGAGAAGUCUUAGUUCUGCCCAUCCCAGUAGACAAGCCUGUACAGAACGCAGGAAGAUCAGGACUCCGCACAGGGGAGUCUCAACCUGCUCUCUGUUCAAACGCACACACGUGUAGCUGCACCCUAAAUUUCAUUCUCUGUACUUUUCAAAAUAGGAGGAGGGAGGGACUUUUGUUUUCACAUUUUUGACGUACUAGAUACCUGUAAAACUCGUGGAAUGAAGUAUUCUGAAGAAUGACAUCUCCAAACAAUAGAGGCACCAAUGGGACAGGCUUUUGCCCACCCUCCCUCCCUAACAUGGGGAUUUAGCAUAGUAGUAGCAGAAGCAGUACUUACCUCCAUGGCAUGUAAGUACAUGUCUGCGAAGAACUGAACAAAUACCUGUUGCUUCCCCUAUACCUAAAACUCCCUACAAAUAGUGGAGGAAGCCACAGAUUGCCUUUGCUUAAACCUAGGAAAUAAAGUGCUCAAAGGUUAAAAAAAAAAAUGCCAGGAUUAAAACUGCCUUUAAAAUUUAGACUUCAGUCUACAUGUGCCUGGGCAUUAAGGUGCAGUCAUGGACUAGUACUCUCUGCAUGCACUGCGGAUGUCCUUUUGACAUAGUGUACGAGAUGGCUAGUACUGAGAGUGAAUUGGGACUGUCGAUAGCAAAAACUGUCCGCGUGGUAUACUUGUCGCAUUUUGUUACAACAGUUAGAAGUUGUAUAAGAAAUGAAGCCAGCAAUUGCACGAAGAGAAGCCUUCCCAGUGAUCUAGGACAACGGAGUUGGUGCCUGUAUUGGGUUUUGAAUCUAUGCUCUGAUCUGCGUAAGUUGUGCAGGUUCGUGUCUGCAGACAGGUAAGUGCUUUAACCGCCGCACCCUUAGGUGCACGCCCCAGGUAUGUUUGGACCGUCACAACUACAGCAACAUUGCUGCUGUGAAAUGGUGGUGGUGCCCAGCUCCCCACUGGGAACUUCUGUAGGAGCAUACAGGUUAGCUCAGCAACGCUCGUCAGCCGCUCAAGACGGGAAGAGUGCCGUUAAAGGAAGGCACUUAGAGAUGCAGCAGUGAGUUGUUGUCAGUCCGAUAUAGUAAGGCACAAAUGUGAGAUUCUCUAAGGACAAAGAUGUUUGAUUUUGUUCUUCCAGACUAGUAACGUGGCAGAAGGUAGAAUAGGCAGCUUUGAUUCCGGUAUUUACCAAUUUUGAGCGCUUGAUGUGUGUAUGUAUAAAAAGCAAUACUCUUUUAAUGUUGCUUUUUAUAAAAUACUCUGUGGAAUAUAUUUCAAUUAUAUUAAAGUGGUUGGACUUUCA